Molecule: messenger RNA, 2186 nt
Organism: Cariama cristata (Red-legged seriema)
Lineage: Eukaryota; Metazoa; Chordata; Aves; Cariamiformes; Cariamidae
Gene: MAK
Product: male germ cell-associated kinase
Exons: 14
Coding region: 246-2186 (646 amino acids)
Biological process (GO): intracellular signal transduction; cilium assembly; protein phosphorylation
Cellular component (GO): nucleus; cytoplasm; cilium
Molecular function (GO): ATP binding; protein serine/threonine kinase activity
Source: RefSeq, a predicted model, not a curated record
UUUUUUUUUAAGGAGCUAUGUGAGAAUGACCAUGUUCUGUCUCUUAAACUUUAUAUCUGGAUCUCAAAGUAGAUGUAAUUUGGAGGAGAUUAGUGAAUAUCCUGCUCAAUUAUGAGAAGACAUACACCAAGGUAAAACAAUCUGGAAGAUUUGUCUAAUAAAAUCAAAGAGCACAGAAUCCUUUAAUAAAACAGAAGAUAUUUAGAAUUCCAUAAACUUUUGACUGUCUGGAUCUUAAAAAAAAAAUGAACCGCUACACAAUCAUGAAACAACUAGGUGAUGGCACCUAUGGCAGUGUGUUGAUGGGGAAGAGCAACGAGUCAGGAGAACUUGUGGCUAUCAAAAGAAUGAAAAGAAAGUUCUAUUCAUGGGAUGAAUGUAUGAAUUUGAGAGAAGUCAAGUCUCUGAAGAAGCUAAAUCAUGCCAAUGUAAUAAAACUGAAAGAAGUCAUACGAGAAAAUGACCACCUUUACUUUGUAUUUGAAUACAUGAAGGAAAAUCUCUAUCAGUUAAUGAAGGACAGAAACAAGUUGUUCCCCGAGUCAGUCAUCAGAAACAUGAUGUAUCAGAUAUUACAAGGGCUAGCUUUUAUCCAUAAACACGGUUUUUUUCAUAGAGAUAUGAAGCCUGAAAACCUUCUCUGUAUUGGACCAGAACUUGUGAAAAUAGCAGAUUUUGGUUUGGCUAGAGAACUAAGAUCUCAGCCACCUUAUACAGAUUAUGUUUCUACCAGGUGGUACCGUGCUCCUGAAGUUUUGCUAAGAUCAUCUAUCUAUAGCUCACCUAUUGAUAUGUGGGCAGUUGGCAGCAUAAUGGCUGAAUUAUACACACUAAGACCUCUUUUCCCAGGCACGAGUGAAGUAGAUGAAAUCUUCAAAAUUUGCCAAGUAUUAGGGACUCCAAAGAAGAGUGACUGGCCAGAAGGAUACCACCUUGCUUCUGCCAUGAAUUUCCGUUUCCCACAAUGCGUCCCUAUAAGCCUAAAAACUCUCAUCCCAAAUGCAAGCAAUGAAGCAAUACAGCUUAUGAGUGAUAUGCUGAACUGGAAUCCAAAGAAGAGACCUACAGCAAGUCAGGCUUUGAAGUACCCUUACUUUCAAGUUGGCCAAGUUUUAGGACCUCCUCGACAGUAUCUGGAGAAGCAGGCUCCUAUUAAACCAGUUCAGCCAACAGAGCCAAAGCCAGCUUUACCUAAACUGGAAGCUAUAGCCAAGCCUGAACAUUUGUCUUCACCUGAUGUACCUGACAAAGCACAGCCACAGCCCCUGUCAAGGGUUAACCUCCAGCCUCUCCAGCAAAUUCAGUUGCCUCAACAUAUAGCUAACGAGCAAGUACCAAAACAGCAGCAGCCACAGGCACAACCAUUUUUUCCAACUAUCAAUAAAAACUCAUCACCAAAUGGUGCAGUAGGUCCUAAAGGCUGCAGAAGGCGAUGGGGUCAGACUUUGGUAAAGGCUGUGGAUAGCUGGGAUGACUUGGAUGACACUGAAUUUGGAAUGUCGUGCUCAAAGAAGCCUAGCAUUGCACUGUUAAAAGAGAAGAAAACUAAGGAAUGUCUUUUUAGUGUGCCAGAACCAAAAGCUUCAUGCUGUAUCCAGCCAGGAGGGGAAAAUAAGGUUCCGAUGAGAAAUGAUUCUGGAAGAUCAAAUACGUCAGCAAAACAGUACUAUCUAAGACAAUCAAGGUAUCUACCUGGUGUAAACCCUAAGAGUGUCUCUUUAGCAGCAGUCAAUAAAGAAGGAUCACAUGGAACUUGGAACAACCAAUUGUUUUCUAAACCACUGGUACAUACUGGAGGAGGAGUGACUUUCAGCAGAAAUACUACAGAUGAGAACUUAAUUAUACCUAUUGAAAAGCUAUCAUGCAAAGAAAGGUUGAAUGAAAAAUUAGAGGAUCCAAAAGGAAAUCCUGGCUUUCUAAGUGGUGCUGCUUACAACCCAUCAGGAGUAUAUACCCCUUCAUUUCAUAAAAAAGAAGUUGGAUCAGCUGGACAACGGAUACAGCUAGCUCCUCUUGGUGUACCUGUAUCAGAUUAUUCCUGGAAAACCAAAGCUGCUCGUGCUCAGUUACCAGGUCCUACUUUCAAUUCAGCAGCAAAACCCAUAAAUAUUUUAACUCGCUCACCAACAAUUCAGCCAGUACAUGGAAGAACAGACUGGGUGGCCAAAUACGGAGGGAACAGAUAG